Aureobasidium namibiae CBS 147.97 is the source of this 498-nucleotide messenger RNA. RefSeq lists its product as uncharacterized. NCBI's taxonomy places the organism in Eukaryota, Fungi, Ascomycota, Dothideomycetes, Dothideales, Saccotheciaceae. The record is from RefSeq and is a predicted model, not a curated record. Bases 1 to 498 code for a protein of 165 amino acids. The transcript is spliced from 2 exons.
AUGGAUUCUCUCAUGCACUCCUGCCACAAGAUCAUGCUCGAGCGAGCCUCUGCACAAGAUAGCGAGCACCACCCACAACCACUCUCAGACAACCCACCACCAGCCUACACUGCCGAAGACAACUUGAUCGACUCGGAAGAUGACUACGACGACGAAGACCCAUCCCCAGUCACUCUGGUCCUCAACGCCGACACAAAAGUUCAUGGAACUGGCAACAUGAUUGCAACAUCACCACUCUCCGAUGCCACACGCCUAUCAGCACUUCUUCUCGCUGCAGUACAAGGUCUCAAUGCUGCAAAGACCAGUGCUACUGAAUCUGGCUCGGCCACCCCUAUGUUGCAGGUCAACCUUACGAUCAACUGCGGUGUCACUGUCAUUGGUGACAAGAAUGUUAUUGGCUACAAGACUCAAGGCACCCUUCCGACUACCAUGAAGAGAAAGAUUACUGAGGAGGAUCCUGGAGAUGUCCCUGAAGCCAAGAAGACCAAGGCUCAGUGA